AUGUCUACUACCGCCGCUUCCCUCAGGGUUCCUCAAGCAACCAUGUCUGGCAACAAGACUGUCAGCACCGCUCCGCUCAACACCAAGCGCAAGAUUGUCUGUUUCUCAGACUUCGAUGGCACCAUCUUCAUGGAGGACACAGGUCACAUCCUGUUCAACGCUUUUGGAUGUGGUACCGACAAGCGUGAGCUGCUCGACCAGCAGAUCAAGUCUGGAGAGCGUUCCUUCCGUGAUGUCUCUGAGGAGAUGUGGGGAUCCCUGAACGUCCCCUUCGCCGACGGCUUCGAGGCCAUGAAGGAUGGUCUGAACAUCGAUCCCGAGUUCAAGAACUUCCACCAGUUCUGCUUGAACAACAAGAUUCCCUUCAACGUCAUUUCCGCCGGAUUGAAGCCUGUUCUUCGCAGUGUUCUCGACCACUUCUUGGGAGAGGAGGCUGCUGCCAACAUCGACAUAGUCGCCAACGAGGCCGAGAUCUCAGAAGAUGGGAGUUCGUGGAAGGUCAAGUGGCGCCACGACAACGAGCUUGGUCACGACAAGGAGUUGUCAAUCAACGAGUACAAGGAGGUUGCACAAUUGGAGAGCGACGACGGCACCAUCCCCAUGAUCAUCUUCAUUGGUGAUGGUGUUUCCGAUUUGCCUGCCGCCCGCCACUCAGACGUCCUUUUCGCCCGUCGUGGUCUCCGCCUCGAGGAGUACUGCAUUGAGAAUAAGCUCCCCUACAUUCCCUUCGACACCUUUGCCGACAUCCAAAAGGAAGUCAUCAAGAUUGCCAAGAUCGACGACGAAAAGACAAAGGGCGAGGGACUUCCCAGCAACUUCAACCCUCGCGCCAACAUGUGGCGUCGUGUCAGCUCCAAGAGGGCUAUUCCUACAUUCGCUGCUAUGACACCGAGAGACGAGAAGAUGUUCAUCUGGCCCGAGACCUUCACCGAGCAGGUUAAGGCUUAA
This is a messenger RNA of Aureobasidium subglaciale EXF-2481, 948 nucleotides long. RefSeq lists its product as uncharacterized. The coding region runs from base 1 to 948 and encodes 315 amino acids. The record is from RefSeq and is a predicted model, not a curated record. Lineage: Eukaryota; Fungi; Ascomycota; Dothideomycetes; Dothideales; Saccotheciaceae. The transcript is spliced from 2 exons. Gene Ontology annotation, molecular function: phosphatase activity.